AUGGAGCCACCUCCACCUCCGCCGCCGCCCCAUGGCUCCAAUCCACAAGGCGGCAGGUCGGGUGGUCUCCCUGAUGGCAGAUAUGACAUUUUUGUCAUCCCUCCACAUUCUUCAGGCUCGGGCUUCCUCUACCUGCCUUCGCUACAGACACAACGUAACAGCUUUCUGGCCGGAGUCUUCUGCACAGCCGCCUCCUUCUUUAUCUACACCACCGCCGUGCCUGUCAUCAAGGAAUGGUUUCUGACUACCAUUAAUAGUGGAGGAGGAGGGGUUUUCAUGCUCAUAUGUGGUGUCGCAGUUGUCGCUUGGGCAUUUGGUAAAACUCAGAGUGAAUGGGCACAGCCGGGAUCAUCUAAUGGCCCCAACGCCAACUCCAGUGCUGGAGGCCAUUCCCGUCCGGGCCAUUCGGGAUACGGUAACACUGGAACCUAUUCCCAAUCUCAAUCGGGACCUCCGCCACAUCCUGAACCUCCCCCUCCACCACGUCCUAACCAUGGAGCCAAUUCACCGCCUCCGCAGUCAUCAUGGCAGAGACCACCACCUCAGGCAAACACAAAAGCCAACACUACAACCGCCAAAUCUAGUUGGGAAAAGGCGAGGGAAGAAACCAGGAAGCGAGAAGAAGAGCGCAAGCGGGCCGAAGAACUGAAGAGACGGAGGGAGGAACUGGAGAAGGAACGCCAGAAACAGAGAGAAAAGGAUGCAUUAGAGAGACUCGAGAGAGAACGGAAGGAAAAGAAAGAGCGCGAGGAAAGAGAAGCUGCUACUGCCGCCGCCGCUGCUGCUGAGAAGGAGAAGCAAGAACGAGCGGCCGCCGCCGCACAAUCAUCUCCUAAACGCCCUCCCAUGCCAUCUGCGAGGACGGAACGUGACGACGACGCGUACUCAUUCAGACCAUACGACCGGCCAAGGCGAACCCACAAGGCAAAUUCGGCGGCCUCCAUGUACUCCGAGUCGUCAUACGCACCUUCUGAGAGCACUGCGAAGACGACUCCGCCUCCUUCGGCCCGUGGGCCGUACUCGACCAAGGACCCAGACAAGAUCAUCAUCAAGGGUGUAUUUUCCUUCAACAAUGCGUUUAUGCGAACACCGAUCGCCCAGCUCAUAUCCGGCCAAGGUAAUGUCACCGAUGGCCUAAUUCUCCGUAUUACCUCCGAAGGCUUGUUUAUCGAUGACGAUGUGCGAGGUGUGCCCCAGCGUGAAUGGGAUAUCAAGGCUUGGACGAUGAAAUUGGCAGAGAGCUGUGAACUCGGCGGAAUGCACGUACUUCGAGCAAGCAUUCGAGAUCAAGAAGGGAAAAAAUACGUCUUCAUCUUAUCACAGAGCGAAGGUUGGAAGGUAGCCGUGGGCCUACAACGAUUGAGGAGAGGUAGUCAAGUCAGAGCAAUGGGAGUUGCCGGUCUUCCACACAACGAAGCCAAAGCAAUCCUCGAAAAUCUAGGAUUUGCAUGA
Messenger RNA from Rhinocladiella mackenziei CBS 650.93, 1452 nucleotides. RefSeq lists its product as uncharacterized. Gene Ontology annotation, molecular function: ATP-dependent H2AZ histone chaperone activity. Gene Ontology annotation, cellular component: Swr1 complex. NCBI's taxonomy places the organism in Eukaryota, Fungi, Ascomycota, Eurotiomycetes, Chaetothyriales, Herpotrichiellaceae. Bases 1 to 1452 code for a protein of 483 amino acids. Gene Ontology annotation, biological process: chromatin remodeling. The record is from RefSeq and is a predicted model, not a curated record. The transcript is spliced from 2 exons.